Molecule: messenger RNA, 1219 nt
Organism: Cololabis saira (Pacific saury)
Lineage: Eukaryota; Metazoa; Chordata; Actinopteri; Beloniformes; Belonidae
Product: oligoribonuclease, mitochondrial-like
Exons: 7
Coding region: 12-788 (258 amino acids)
Cellular component (GO): mitochondrion
Molecular function (GO): nucleic acid binding; 3'-5'-RNA exonuclease activity
Source: RefSeq, a predicted model, not a curated record
AGUGGAUCAGCAUGACGCCGCUGCUCGCGCGGACUCUCACGUGGACUGCAGUGUGCACGCGCAGGCUGCUCACACGCACGCGCUGUAGCGGAGCCGCGCAGAAGCACGUGACGGAUCUGGGAGCAGCACGAGGUUCUGGUUCUGGUGGUUUUAGUUCUGGUCCCAGCAGAUCCAGCAUGAGUUUCGGGGGUCUGGACCAGAGGAUGGUCUGGGUGGACCUGGAGAUGACGGGUCUGGACAUCGACAAGGACCAGAUCAUAGAGAUGGCCUGUAUCAUCACGGACCCGGACCUGAACCUGGUGGCCGAGGGACCAAACCUGAUCAUCAACCAGCCGGACGAGCUGCUGGACGGCAUGUCGGAGUGGUGCAGAGAGCAUCAUGGGAAGUCAGGACUAACCCAGGCCGUCCGCAGCAGCACCAUCACUCUCCAACAGGCCGAGUACGAGUUCCUGUCCUUCGUCCGGCAGCACACGCCGCCCGGACAGUGUCCCCUAGCAGGAAACUCGGUUCACGCUGACAAGAGGUUCCUGGACAAGUUCAUGCCCCAGUUCAUGUUCCACCUGCACUACCGGAUCGUGGACGUCAGCACCAUCAAGGAGCUCAGCAGGCGGUGGUUUCCUGACGAGUACAAGCGUGUCCCUCACAAGAAGAACACACACAGGGCUCUGGACGACAUCCAGGAGAGCAUCAAGGAGCUGCAGUUCUACAGGACCAACGUCUUCAAGACUCCAAAGAUCCUGCAGAACGGGGGCGGAGCCAGGACCCGUGAUGUCACCGGUCCCUCCUGAAGGGGGCGGAGCCAGGACCAGUGAUGUCACCGGUCUCUCCUGAAGGGGGCGGAGCCAGGACCCGUGAUGUCACCGGUCCCUCCUGAAGGGGGCGGAGCCAGGACCCGUGAUGUCACCGGUCCCUCCUGAAGGGGGCGGAGCCAGGAGCUAGUUCCAGGAAGUGAUGUCACCGGUCCUGAGACUCUGAUCCAAGAUGGCCGCCAGGUUUUAGGUUGAGUUUCAGCUUCAGCUUUGAGUUUGUAGAAGGUUCAGGACGAGAUCCGGAUCCUCGGAACCAAAGAUUUAUUUCUGAAGAAAUUAAGAAACCUAAAAGUGACCUUUUGAUGGUUCGUGUAUAUUUAAAUUUUUCUUUUUUAACUUUACAGAUGAAGUUUAGUGUUUAGACUCUUUUAUUUGUUUCCUUAACUACAUGAAUCUGAAAUAAAAGCUUC